Molecule: messenger RNA, 2958 nt
Organism: Drosophila ficusphila
Lineage: Eukaryota; Metazoa; Arthropoda; Insecta; Diptera; Drosophilidae
Product: epidermal growth factor receptor kinase substrate 8
Exons: 6
Coding region: 334-2673 (779 amino acids)
Biological process (GO): regulation of Rho protein signal transduction; Rho protein signal transduction
Cellular component (GO): plasma membrane
Molecular function (GO): actin binding
Source: RefSeq, a predicted model, not a curated record
ACUUUUUGGUACCGACAUGUAUAAACGCGCUUAGGAAGCGGACGAACGCUCGCGUGCGUUUGACAACUACAAAAGCAGUGACUGAAAAGCCACAAAACAACUACAUACUGUGCGGGGUUAUUCUUAUUUGUACGUUUUUUUUCCACAAGCGACAGAAAAAACCUGUGAGAAUAAAAAAGUACGGAGCAAAAGAAAGCCGACUUAAAAAUAAAAAUCGAAGGGAAGCGAGAAAGCACAACACCAAAGCGGGGACCAGAAAAGGACAGAACUAACGGCGAAGACAGACGGAGCUUUAGGACUAAAACUAAGCCUCGACUGGGAUUAGGGGUCACCAUGGUGAACCACCACUCGAAUGGCGGCGGCAGUGCCGGAAAUAGCAGCGGAAGCUUGAGAGGAGGUGCCCAUGGUGGCGGAGGAGGGGACUACUCCGGAGAUGAUCGCAGUGGCGGCGGCGAGGAGCGGGAGCGACUGGACGGCGACCUGCAUGACAAACCCACCUACCUGCUGGAGCACCUGGCCACCUUCACGGUGAACAAGGAAUCGGGCAUUGUUUAUCCGGCAGACGGAAUGCGUCGACUGCUUCAGCUGGAAAAGACCACUGGCAUUUGGUCGCAGAAGAUGCAGCUCUGCUUGGACUACCAGUGGGUUCUAAUCAUGGACUACGAAACGGGGAACAUUAUCGAAAGAUUUCCGGCUUCGUUAGUCCAGGAGCCCACCGCCUUCACCUCCAACGACGCCAUGGAGCUGUAUAACAAUAUUCUGGUCUUUAUCGUGUCCGGAGGCGGUGGAUCCCGCUCCGAAAUGCACAUUUUUCAGUCACAAAGCGUGUCCGCCGUUCACCUGGUAGAAGACCUGAAGCAGCUGCGGAGCGGCAAGAUGAUCACGCAGCAGCGCGGUGCCACACCCACGCAGUCGGGAGGCGGAGGCGGCGGGGCCUCCAGCAUGGCCAUGAUGAUGAGCAAGACCUCCUCGUCCUCCUCGCACAGUCGAGUGGAGCUACACCAGCAUAGGGAGCAGCGAUCAGACCGCGAGCGGGAAAGGGAACGGGAUCGGGAUCGGGAGCGUGAAAGCCACCAUCACAUGCACCAAAGGAGCAGUGUGGAGCAGUACGGAAUUCGGGCCGGAGUGGGCGGUUCCGGCGAAGAUGUGGCCCACAUCAGUGGGGAAACGGAUUCGGAGCACGGCGGCAUCGGAGGAGGAGGAGCCGAGCGCGAUGAGACCAGCUCCACGUCCAGCGAAAAGUACGAACGGGACGUGGCUGUUCUGAAUCACUGUUUCGACGACAUCGAGAAGUUCAUAGCCCGACUUCAGCACGCGGCAGCCGCUUCGCGGGAACUUGAGCGUCGUCGCCGCAACCGCAAGUCCAAGAAAAGGGAUCCGGGAGAGGGGCUGCUCACUCUGAGAACCCGACCGCCCCACGAGAAGGAGUUCGUGGACAUCUUCGCCAAGUUCAAGCUCUCGUUCAACCUGUUGGCGAAGCUGAAGGCGCACAUCCACGACCCCAACGCCCCGGAGUUGGUGCACUUCCUCUUCACGCCGCUGGCCUUAAUAGUGGAGGCAUCCAGCGACACGUACUACGAGUCACAACUGCCGGCGCGGGUCGUUAACCCCUUGCUCACCAGGGAGGCCAUCAACCUGCUCAUCAACUGCGUGACCAGCAAGGAGACGGAGCUGUGGCGCUCGCUGGGCGAUGCAUGGGUCAUCCCGCGCGAUCAGUGGAAGGAUGACGUCGGGUCCUACCAUCCGGUAUUCCUCGACGGCUGGUCCCCGGACUACCUGAUUAACGAUGAGCUGGAACCGCCCCCGAACUCCCCACCCGCCCAUGUGAGCAAGCGCCGGCUGGAGGUCCAGGCUGGAUCCGGACUGAAUGGCCGAGGAGGCGGCGGGUACGAUGACUACGACUCGGGGAACGGGAUGAACAUGGCCAUGGGCAUCGAGAAGUACACCAUCCACCAUGGCAACGAGGGCUUGAGGGAGCGGGAAAGGGAAAGGGAGCGCGACAGGGAUCGGGCGGGAGCUAUCAGCGCCUCCGACUUCAACACCCGCAGCGAGCUUUCCUUCGACUCAAUCGAGGGCAGGAGCGGUGCAGCGGGCCAUGGCCAUGGCCAUGGUCACGGGCCAGGAGGAGCUGGACCCACCCUGAGCGCCAUCACAGCUGGUCUGCAGAAUCUGCACACGCGGGAAUCCCGCGGCGGAAACGGGUACGGAGGAGCUGGUCCAGGGCCUUCCUCCGAGUUGGGCGGCGGCGGAAGAGGAGUUGCCACAAACGUCAGCGACGACCAGAUGCUUGAGUCCUGGCUGGAGGAUCUGCAGGCGGCAGGAGCCAAGAUUGUGCUGGUCACCUAUCCACGCACCGCCAACAACGACAAGGAGCUCAGCGUGAUGCGAGGCGAAUAUUUGGAGAUCCUCGACGACACGCGGAAGUGGUGGAAGGCGCGCAACAUGCGCGGCCAGGUGGCCCACGUGCCUCACACGAUCGUCACUCCUUUCAAUUUCGGAGAUGGAGAUGGGUCCCAGUUCUACGGCCAACAACAGUCACCGCAGGGCAUUCCGGGCUCCGGCAACAAAUCGCGACCAGGGGAUAACCCCGGCAUGGAGCAGCGAUCGCCGGACCCCACCGACAUGAUGCGCAGCAAGCAUCUGGGCAAGAAGGGUGAAUUCCGCUACUUCUAGGACGAAUAUACGAUUUCUAUUUACAUAUACACAUAUAAACCAUAGUGAGAACCUAGCGUUAUGUAGGAAAACAGACAUCCGCAGUCCCGACUGGGAUGCCAAUCUGUUCCCCAUUGGACCGGAUUAGCUAGAAGUAGAUCUAACCUUAAGACUAAACUUAGUGGAGCUCCAAACGAGAGUCGCAGGUGGCUCCUUCUGACGCAGUUGCUGAAGGUGAUGCUGAUCAAGACGAAGAAAGGGAGGAGACGGCAAUAAUUUGUUUUAAUAAAAUUAUAUCCAAAGGAA